Molecule: messenger RNA, 2891 nt
Organism: Seriola dumerili (greater amberjack)
Lineage: Eukaryota; Metazoa; Chordata; Actinopteri; Carangiformes; Carangidae
Gene: nap1l4a
Product: nucleosome assembly protein 1-like 4
Exons: 15
Coding region: 92-1141 (349 amino acids)
Biological process (GO): nucleosome assembly
Cellular component (GO): nucleus; chromatin
Molecular function (GO): histone binding; chromatin binding
Source: RefSeq, a predicted model, not a curated record
GCUCGCGCGUGGGGGUUGAAGCGAAGACGCGUGAGCGAGGCGACCAGCAAGAAUUCCGCUCAGCUAGAGAGGAAGGAGUUGCCACUCGACAAUGGACGCCAGUAAAGGUAAAGGGGAUCAAGGGAUGCAAAAUCCAGGUGGGCAAAUGGACAGACCUGUCAGCUUCCACUUCUUGGAAAGCAUGCUUCCCAAAGCAGUGAAGAGGCGAGUGCAUGCCUUGAAAAGGCUACAGGUGCAGUGUGCUAACAUAGAGGCUAAGUUCUACGAGGAAGUCCAUGAGCUAGAGAGGAAGUAUGCUGCCCUCUACCAGCCACUGUUUGACAAGAGACGAGAUGUUGUCACAGGAACAGUGGAACCCACAGAUGAGGAGUGUGAGUGGCACAGUGACAGAGAGGAAGAAGAGGAGCUAGCUGAGGAAGUAAAGGAAAAAGCUGCAAUUGAAGAUGCAAAGAAAGAGGAAGCCACGCCAGAGGAAGACCCAAAAGGCAUUCCUGAGUUCUGGCUCACCAUAUUCAAGAGUGUGGACAUGCUCAGUGACAUGCUACAGGAGCAUGAUGAGCCCAUCCUAAAACACCUGAAAGAUAUUCAAGUCAAGUUUUCUGAGCCAGGACAGCCAAUGAGUUUCACAUUAGAGUUUCACUUUGAGCCCAAUGGUUACUUCAACAAUGCAGUCCUUACUAAAGUCUACAAGAUGAAGUCAGAGCCUGAUGCCUCAGACCCUUUCUCAUUCGAGGGACCAGAGAUCAUUGACUGUGAAGGCUGUCAGAUAGAUUGGCACAAGGGGAAGGAUGUGACAGUGAAAACUAUUAAGAAGAAGCAGAAGCAUAAAGGCCGUGGCACUGUUCGCACUGUUACCAAACAGGUCCCCAACGACUCUUUCUUCAACUUCUUUAAUCCUGUCAAAGCUUUACCAGAUGGAGAAAUGGACGAAGACUCUGAGUUCACUCUAGCCACAGACUUUGAGAUUGGUCAUUUCUUCCGUGAGAGAAUAGUUCCCAGAGCAGUGCUGUAUUUCACUGGAGAGGCCCUGGAAGAUGACGAGAGCUUUGAAGAGGAGGAGCUGGAAGAGGGAGAUGAAGAGGAGCAAGACGAGGAGGCUGAUGAUGACGAUGAUGAGGGAGACUUCGACCCCAAGGCAUAAUCAAUCAUUCUCAUCCCAUGCAUUUCUAGAAAGAACAGCCCCAGCCUGCCGAAUGCAAACAGCAGUAACCGUGAUGAUCAGGGGAGGUGGAGACCUGCUCUCAGUCAAUUCAGAUCUUAGCCAAUCAGCAAGUCCUCCCACUCUUACAGGCUCCGCCCUUUUAUGAACUCUCACCUGAACGCAAUAGAACGCAAACCAAACUGCGUUUUUACUAUGUGCAUGACUUUUUUCUUUUGUCUUGCGCCCAUCUCACCCCUUUUUAUUUGGCUUCAUUCAAACUCAAAGCAGGAAGUGACCUGAAUUAAAUUGAAAUACCAUGGCAUCAGUUAGGGACAGUCUUCUUCUUCCUUGGUAAGGUAGGGUAGGUUACUACUGCCAAAAAAGUGAGAUCAUCAUCAUCUAUAUAAAAAAGAAAAAAAAGAAAAAAAAGAGGAACAGAAUGGAUCCCAACUUUAGUUUCAUGGAAAUAAAUCAGUUACUCAGGGUUUUUUAAUGCCAACAAGAGAAGUGAUAGUUAACCAGGAAACUGCUGAACAACUUUGACUUAAUCUUUCACUGGGGUUGCUGAAGUGUUUUUCUUUUGUUAUGGUGUUUUUUUUUUUUAAGAGACAUACAAUGUAUCAUUUUGAAUUUAAUUUACAAUUUUUUAAAUGUUCAUUGUCAUGUCAUUGGACUAUUUAUUCUGGUGUCAUGCAGCUGUAUGAAGUGGUGCAUUUUGAGAUCUCUUUAAGGCCCAGCUACAGUUAUAGGUCCCCCUUUUCAUUGGUUCAAACAUUUGGGCUUAGCAGGUCAACAAAACGUGAAUACUGCCAAGCUGUGUUUUUAUGAUCAAAAUGCAUUUGAAACAUUGAGGAACUGUGUUCUCCGUUAAUACUGCUCACUACUGCCCAGGUGUACUGGGUUUAACAAGCAUUUAAACUGAGCACUUGAGUAGACACGUAACACUAAUUAAGAUCAUGUGACAGGCGUGUGGUUAUACCUCAGAUAUAACCUCCAAAAUGACUCUUUCCUGAUUUCCCCAUCAUCCGUGAAAUGCUCUUUUAAUUUCUGUUAGAAAGAAUGAAAUUAAGACAAGGAUUUCCCAAGCAUCACAUGUAGUCUGGUAAAUGAGAUGACAGAUCUAAGCAGACACACUGGCUGACACUCCACCUUUUGUGGUUUAUAAGAGAUCUCUUCUGGUAUGUAUGUAUGUAGUUCUUAACAAAUUUCAUUUAGUGAUGGGACAGGGUGCAGGAUGUUUGGAAUAAAUUUAACUUCUGUUGCCAAGAAGCCAAAAUGGAAGACAAAACACCGUCCUCUUUUAUGAAAUUGUCUGCCAAUUGUCAUUAACACAGUGUAAUCUAAUUCAGCAUUUAAAGUUGUUUAAGAAUAUAUAAAUAUUUCUGUUAUUGUCUGAUAAUUCUGUAGAAUGUCUGUGGAAAACAAAUGGAAGAGGUUGCCAAUGUAUUUUAUAUACUGCUCUUGGAUUUCGGCCGUUUGGUUGGACCCCUUUGCCUGGUGGCUGGUCAUCGAUAGCAGCGACAGCUAAAUAAUAACCCACCCUUUCUCUCUUUUUAAAAAGAACGAUUGUAGAUCUUGUUGGACAGAUCUCUCAGAGCCACGGUUGACAUCUUCAAAUCUACCACAUUGGACCGUGUGCUAGCAAUGGCCUUAACUGGUUCUUAUUCACAAUUUGUUACUUGCGCAAUAUUUCUUUUCAAUUUGUACAGAGUUAGUUAAAAUAUUCUAUUAAAGUUGUGUGACAUGGAAA